CUCAUCUGCGACCCCAGCUACGUCCCGGACCGGGUGAAGAAAAUGGGCAAGGUGAUCCGGGUCAUCUGCAUCCUGAACCACCCCAUCCGGAACACCAACGACGCCAACUCCUGCCAGAUCAUCAUUCCCCAGAACCAAGUCAACCGGAAGUCGGACAUCUACGUCUGCAUGAUCUCGUCCGCCCACAACGUGGCGGCCCAGGGCAAGUACAUCGCCAUCGUGAGCACCACCGUGGAGACCAACAAUCCCGACAAGGAGAUCAGGCCCGCCAUGGACCUGCUGGAGCCCAUUGAGGAGAA
Protobothrops mucrosquamatus (brown spotted pit viper) is the source of this 299-nucleotide messenger RNA. RefSeq names its product rab GDP dissociation inhibitor beta-like. The record is from RefSeq and is a predicted model, not a curated record. Gene Ontology annotation, biological process: small GTPase-mediated signal transduction; vesicle-mediated transport. NCBI's taxonomy places the organism in Eukaryota, Metazoa, Chordata, Lepidosauria, Squamata, Viperidae. The annotation marks the transcript as partial. Gene Ontology annotation, molecular function: Rab GDP-dissociation inhibitor activity. The transcript has 2 exons. Gene Ontology annotation, cellular component: cytoplasm.